GCACACAGAAGAGGAAGGUCUGCUCUUCGUACCAAACACACGAUUAGCUUGGCCACCAUGGAGGCUAACCACAGCGGCACGUUUGAGAGCGCACAAAAAGAGGUUUACGAGGUGGCAGUGCAUGACAACAACGCCGCUGGCAACCACAGCUCCCAGUUUGCAGACGUGGCCUUGCUGCAGACGUUCAAGCCCCUCAUCAUCCCCUGCUACAUACUAGUGUUGCUGGUGGGUGUCUUUGGAAACUACCUGCUCCUGUACAUCAUCUGCAGAACGCGCAAGAUGCACAACGUCACCAACUUCUUCAUCGGCAACUUGGCCUUUUCGGACAUGCUUAUGUGUGUCACGUGCGUGCCCUUUACCCUUGCCUACGCCCUCAACCCUCACGGCUGGGUCUUCGGACGCUUUGUUUGCUACCUGGUGUUCCUCAUCCAGCCUGUGACGGUCUACGUGUCAGUCUUCACGCUCACGGCCAUUGCUGUGGACAGAUACUACGCAACAGUGCACCCCCUAAAAAAGCGCACCUCUGUGGCCACCUGUGCAUUCGUCCUGGCUGGAAUCUGGCUGAUGUCCUGCGGCCUGGUCGCUCCUGCGGUGAGCCACACCUACCACGUGGAGUUUAAAGAGGAGGGCUUCACCAUUUGUGAAGAGUUCUGGUUGGACCAAGAGAAGGAGCGACGGGUCUAUGCAUACAGCACCCUGCUCAUCACCUACGUCCUACCCCUGUCCGCCGUCUUUGUGUCCUACUUGUGCAUCACGGUCAAACUGAAGAAGUGCAUCGCCCCUGGUCACAGGACGCAGGAGAGGGCCACUGCCCACCAAGCCCGUAAGAGGAAGAUCUUCCGCUUGGUGGCCCUCCUUGUAUCAGCCUUCGCCGCAUGCUGGCUCCCUAUUCACGUUUUCAACAUGCUACGGGACGUAGACAUCACGCUCAUCAACAAGCGCUUUUUCUUGCUCAUACAGCUGCUUUGCCACCUGUGUGCCAUGAGCUCCUCCUGCUGCAACCCCUUCCUGUACGCGUGGCUGCACGACCGAUUUCGAGCGGAGCUGAGGAAGAUGCUCAGGUGCCACCGCCGUAUUGGAGCACCGGUCAAUCACUGUACCGCAGGUGUUGUCUUGUAAAGGCGUGACAACAAAGAAUGUCAUUCUUUCAGAAUUAUUUGAAUCAUAAAGAUGAUCAUCACAAAUGUGUCAUGUGACCACAAUGUGAGAAACAAAAAAAAACCCAUUCCUUUACUGUUAUUGGUCGAGGGGGAAGUUAGCCUUGAGCAGGGGUGUAACUGUUCAUGUAUUUGUAUACGUUUACGUAUACGUAUACGUUGUAUACAGAACAUUCGUUAUGGUACAGAGGCAUGCAUUGGUUGAGGGACAGGAAGUGUAACUGCCUCGUCACAUGUCUACUCUGUAAACAAAUAAAGUGCAGCCCAGCCUUUGGCUAGCAGGAAUCGUAGCCAAGAAGAAGCCAGAGCUUGAAAACCCUCUUCCGUUGCUAAAAUAUCCUGUUUGGGGACACUUGGCCUUCCCGGUAAAAUUAUACCAAAAAAGAAGACGAAACCAGUGUGCCGCUAUUGUUGAAAAGAGAUGG
Molecule: messenger RNA, 1582 nt
Organism: Dunckerocampus dactyliophorus (ringed pipefish)
Lineage: Eukaryota; Metazoa; Chordata; Actinopteri; Syngnathiformes; Syngnathidae
Gene: prlhr2b
Product: prolactin releasing hormone receptor 2b
Exons: 3
Coding region: 58-1119 (353 amino acids)
Biological process (GO): G protein-coupled receptor signaling pathway
Cellular component (GO): plasma membrane; neuron projection
Molecular function (GO): neuropeptide binding; neuropeptide Y receptor activity
Source: RefSeq, a predicted model, not a curated record